UUAUCUAAUCAUUUGCAAAUAUUACCUCACUCAAUUUGCCUAAGGGAAUUGGAAUCCUUCUUUCCAGAACUUACUGCUGACUCGUGCCCUCAAACGUUAAUCAGCAACCAGUGACGCAAGCCUACUCGGUAAUAAAUUACGUAUUGGUUCGGGUUUGUCAGAUUAUUUACUGCAUAUUUUUAAUAUAUGUACAAAUUCAUCAAAGUGUAAUAAGCUUUUCAUUGAAAUUGCGUAUCUGUUUUAAAGUAGAUUGAUACCCAAAUAUUGUGUUAUCUUGUUUGCCAAAUUGUUGCUUUAUCUCGUCAGGACUGAUUUUUUAUUUACAUUAAUUGAACAAAUGGACACAUAUGUAAACUCCAUAACGCUGGUUGUGCGAACAGUGUAAUUUUCCCAAACGUACGUACAGGGUACAAAAGUCCAUUUUGUCAUAACGGACAAAAUUUUACAUAUGUACCUAAAUCCCAAGAACUCUCGAUUUUUGAGGGUCGAUUCUCAAAGUCCAGUGAACCCAUAAUCGCACCUUUAUUAUAACGAGUUCCUGCUACUUUUUAUAAAUAUAUCAAAAUUUCUACCUUUCGGAAUUUUGACUCGUACGAAAUUAGAAUUCUAAAAAUAUUUAUGUUGGAAUGUAGGCCAAGUGCUACAUACAAAGGAAUAUAAGAAAAGUGUGUAAAGAGUUCUUUUCACUGGUCAAUGUGUUUGAAGGGAGAAAUAUUUGAGUAUCUGGUAGGGUUAAUUCGGAUAUAUUAAGCUUCUCCAAAAUUCAAGGAAGGUUGUCCAGUUCUAAAAGUGCAGUAUCCAUGAAGCUGUUAGUCAUGUACCGGCACAAUAAACUCUUCGCGAGGGGAGAUAUCUCCGGGAAGGAUGAUUUUAGGGGCACUAUAAUGACUUCCAGCAGUAUCAGUAGUAGUAGUAGUAGUAGCAGCAGUAGCAGCAGCAGCAGCCAUUCCUCUGAUUCGGAAGGGCGCAGCGAAGAUGACGCAGGUUGGGUAUUAUCGCCAUCAAAAAAUAGUUUGGAAUUGGAAAAUAUCAGCGAUUCCGAAACAAUAACCUUUCAUGCCGAACCAUCUUUUCCACACUUCGACAAUUUGAAUCUCACCGUAUCUCUCGCGUUUCAAUUGAGACUGGAGGAUAUCGAUCAUGUCAUAAAUGAAGACUACUGGGCGAAAAUUUUCGCUUCGUAUGACACCGAACGUUAUACGGUAGCCUAUUAUAUUCUCCAACUGCUGAAAACUCCUGAUUGCCUUUACGACUUUGUGGAAACGCUGUUACUCCGAGGUUUCUCCGAGGUCGUGAUUAAAUCAGUGUUUCGACUUUUAAUUAGAAAUUCUGGAAUUGAAGAAGAAAAAUGCGACACACUAUUUCAAAAGUGGUAUCCUGAAGAGAUCAACGAGGAAAGUGCGGAAAAAUUGAGAUGCGGCGUCGGUCUUGUAUUACCCAACCUGAUGGAAGCUAUGUUAUCUAAAUUGCGCGAUAUUUGGAAGGAGGAUCGUGGCGGGUGGAAAGUUUAUCCCGCGUCACUGCGCAUGCUCCAGAUUACGAGUGCCGACGGUAGUGUGAAGGUGUCGUUAAGUCAUGUCUUAAGUAUUCCGGACGAAUCAGAAAUGAUUCUAGUGCCAUUCGCGGGAAAUUCAAAUUGCCAUUACGUCAUGUUCGUUCUUUAUACGAGAGACAAGAAAUUGCAUACAUACGACCCUCUAGGAUCGAGAGAAAGUAAGAAAUUUAGCGAAAAAGGAGCCACUAGUUUGGUAGAGGUUUUAUCAGGAAUUAAAUUUCGCGGGGGAACCUGGAACGUUGGAGGGCAGUUGGGCGGGCGAAAUUUGAACGAAAACUUAACCGAAUCAGGAAUCGCGGUGUGUCUGACGGCGGAGGAGAUGAGAAAUGAAUUUCUAGAAGAUUAUGAAAAUAAUGGGGUAAAAUGAGUUAGUUUUGAAUAAAUUUGUAUCUAAUUUAUUUAUUUGAUAAUUAGUUUUGAUCAAAAUAAAAUUUAGUAAUUUUUGAUAGUAAAGAA
This is a messenger RNA of Folsomia candida, 2011 nucleotides long. RefSeq lists its product as uncharacterized. Bases 801 to 1922 code for a protein of 373 amino acids. The transcript is spliced from 3 exons. The record is from RefSeq and is a predicted model, not a curated record. NCBI's taxonomy places the organism in Eukaryota, Metazoa, Arthropoda, Collembola, Entomobryomorpha, Isotomidae.